CGGUGAAGAGAAAUUCAUGAUUCAUAUUUGGCCACCUUUUAUUUAAUCUACUUUUCUUGUGUUCUUCAAAUUAUUUUUUUGACUAAUUGUAUUCUUCACUUGUAUAUAUAUAAAACAAUUCUUAAGCCAACUAUUUACAUUAAAACCGACACAACCACUAACUAUUUCUCACUGUUCCACUUCUUCUUUCAUUUCACCAAACGUAGGAAACAAAACCUUCUUCAUAAAAAUUAACAAAAAAACCUUAGAAGAAGGAAAAAACCUCAAAGAAACCAUUGAUUCAUGGCCCUAACAAAAGAAUUCAUGGGUUCUUCAUUGGUAGAGAGACCAAUAUUUCCUUCUUCUUCACCAUGUUUUCAACAGAAGAAUGGUAGUUUCUUGAUCAGUCCUGUUUUUGUUCCUUAUGGAAACAAAAGAGUUGUCAGGUUGAGAAAAUCUGCAAAGUUCCCUGUUGCAGCUAUCAGUGAAGAUUUGAUGAAAAGCUCUUCUUCAUCUUCUUCUAUAUCAUCAUCUUCUUCUUCUGUUCCUGCUGAGAAACCAGUGAAAUUUAAGGUUAGAGCUGUUGUGACAGUGAGGAACAAGAUCAAAGAGGAUUUCAAAGAGACUUUUGUGAAACAUCUUGAUGCUUUUACUGAUAGGAUUGGACGAAAUGUUGUUCUUGAACUUUUUAGCACUGAGAUUGAUCCAAAAACAAACGCUGCAAAGAAGACCAAUGAAGCAGUGUUGAAGGAUUGGUCAAAGAAGACUAAUAUUAAAGCUGAGAGAGUUAAUUACACAGCUGAAUUUACGGUUGAUUCAAAUUUUGGAGAACCAGGAGCAAUUACUGUGAUAAAUAAUCAUCAACAAGAGUUUUACUUAGAAAAUAUAACAAUUGAAGGAUUUGCAACUGGAGCAUUUCAUUUUCCUUGCAAUUCUUGGGUUCAAGCCAGAAAAGAUCUUCCUGGAAAGAGAAUUUUCUUUUCUAAUAAGCCUUAUCUACCCGAUGAUACACCUGCUGGGAUUAAACUUUUGAGGGAGAAAGACCUGAAAAAUCUGAGAGGUGAUGGAAAAGGAGUUAGAAAAUUAUCUGACAGAAUUUAUGAUUAUGACACAUACAAUGAUCUUGGAAACCCAGAUAGAGGAAUUGAUCUUGCUAGACCAACUCUUGGCGGAUCUGAAAUGUAUCCAUACCCUAGACGGUGUCGUACUGGCCGUGAACCAUCUGAUACAGAUAUUACUUGUGAGAGUCGUGUGGAGAAGCCACUUCCUAUGUAUAUACCAAGAGAUGAAAGAUUUGAGGAAUCAAAAAUGAACACAUUUUCAGUGAAGAGGCUAAAAGGAGUGCUUCAUAACUUGCUUCCUGGCCUUAAAUCAAGUCUUUCUGCUCAAAACAAAGAUUUCAACGAAUUCUCAGAUGUUGAUGGCCUUUAUAGUGUUGGACUACUCAUUAAGUUAGGUUUGCAAGAUGAUAUUUUGAAGAAACUUCCAUUGCCUCACAUUGUUAGCAAGAUCCAAGAAUCCACCAGCCAGGGUAUCCUUAAGUAUGACAUUCCCAAGAUUAUAUCAAAGGAUAAAUUUGCUUGGUUGAGAGAUGAUGAAUUUGCUCGUCAAGCAAUAGCUGGAGUUAAUCCUGUUACCAUUGAGAGACUUACAGUUUUCCCACCUGUUAGUAAAUUAGAUCCUGAAAUCUAUGGUCCACAAGAGUCUGCUCUUAAAAAAGAGCACAUUUUAAAUCAACUUAAUGGCAUGACCGUCCAAGAGGCUAUAGAUCAAAAUAAGUUGUUUAUAAUUGAUUAUCAUGAUAUCUACCUUCCAUUUUUGGAAAGGAUCAAUGCCUUAGAUGGUAGAAAAUCAUAUGCCACACGUACCAUAUACUACUUGACACCACUUGGUACUCUAAAGCCUGUUGCUAUUGAACUUAGCCUGCCUCCAUCUGGACCAAAUACUCGAUCAAAACGUGUAGUUACACCUGCUUUAGAUGCUACUACUAAUUGGAUGUGGAUGCUUGCAAAAGCUCAUGUUUGCUCCAAUGAUGCUGGUGUGCACCAACUUGCCCACCAUUGGCUACGUACACAUGCUUGCAUGGAACCAUUUAUAUUGUCUGCUCAUAGGCAAUUAAGUGCAAUGCAUCCAAUUUUCAAGUUAUUGGAUCCACACAUGAGGUACACUUUGGAGAUCAAUGCUUUAGCUCGACAGAGCUUGAUCAAUGCAGAUGGUGUCAUUGAGUCUUGCUUCACUCCUGGUCGAUAUGCAAUGGAGAUUAGUUCUGCUGCUUACAAAACCAACUGGCGUUUUGACCAGGAUAGCCUCCCUCAAGAUCUCAUCCGCAGGGGAAUGGCAGUACCUGACCCCACACAACCACAUGGGCUAAAGCUAAUAAUGAAAGAUUACCCUUAUGCAGAAGAUGGUCUUCUAAUUUGGUCAGCAAUAGAAAAUUGGGUUCGCACCUAUGUGAACUAUUACUACCCAAAUCCAAGCCUAAUAAUCAAUGACAGAGAGUUACAAGCUUGGUACUCCGAAUCAAUCAAUGUAGGCCACGCCGAUAUGAAAGACGAAUCAUGGUGGCCGAGAUUGAACGACAGUGACAAUCUUGUCCAAGUCCUAACAAUCUUAAUUUGGAAUGCAUCCGCGCAACAUGCUGCACUUAAUUUUGGACAGUACCCUUAUGGAGGUUACGUGCCAAAUCGUCCCCCGUUGAUGAGAAGAUUAAUUCCAGAAGAGAAUGACCCUGAAUAUACAAGUUUCAUAUCUGAUCCACAAAAGUAUUUUCUCAAUGCAUUGCCUAGUUUGUUGCAAGCUACAAAAUAUAUGGCUGUUGUGGACACGCUUUCGACUCAUUCGUCUGACGAAGAGUAUUUAGGUGAGAGGCAACAGCCUUCGAUUUGGACGGGUGAUGCUGAGAUUGUCGAAGCAUUUUAUCAAUUCUCUGCUGAAAUUGGAAAGAUUGAGAAGGUGAUUGAUAGUAGGAAUUGUGAUAGGAAUUUGAGGAACCGUUGCGGUGCCGGUGUUUUGCCUUAUGAAUUACUUGCUCCCAGUUCUGGACCUGGUGUUACAUGCAGAGGGGUUCCAAAUAGUGUGUCCACAUAGAAAAAAUGUCUUAAAUAAAUAAAUGAGUCACAAUAUCAUAUCACAUUUUGCUAAGCAUUAUGGUUGGUUGGUUUAUUUAUCAGUAGUAUUAGUACUAUAAUCAGUGACUCUGGAACAUUUUGUCCUUAGAUUUGAUAAACAUUAUUACUAGUAGACAUUGGUGGCUUAUAUAUGUAGUGUUGUAUAGACUGUAGAUUUGAUUAAUGAGUUCAUCUGUGAUUUGAACCAUUUUUCAGUUAUUGAUUGCAAAUAUCUGGAACUAAAAUUUCAUA
Medicago truncatula (barrel medic) is the source of this 3338-nucleotide messenger RNA. RefSeq names its product linoleate 13S-lipoxygenase 3-1, chloroplastic. Lineage: Eukaryota; Viridiplantae; Streptophyta; Magnoliopsida; Fabales; Fabaceae. The record is from RefSeq and is a predicted model, not a curated record. Gene Ontology annotation, biological process: lipid oxidation. The transcript has 8 exons. Gene Ontology annotation, molecular function: oxidoreductase activity, acting on single donors with incorporation of molecular oxygen, incorporation of two atoms of oxygen; metal ion binding; protein binding. The coding region runs from base 283 to 3066 and encodes 927 amino acids.